AUGUCUCUCAAUUCUUUUCAAGUCGUCCGUCAAUGGGCCCAAACCGCCCUUUCUCGGCUCCCCCCCGAAGUGCAGCCCGUCCUGCAGCAUCCCCUACUGCCGAAAGCCCUGGCGGCUCUGGUGGCUGUGGGUGCCGUGAGACAGAUCAAUCGCAGUCUGGGACACUGGGCGGCCAAUAACUGGCAGGGAGCCGGGCCCUGGGUGCCCUCGCGCGAGGUGGUGCUCGUCACGGGGGGUAGCAGUGGCAUUGGCAAGCAGAUCAUGCAGGAUCUGGCGGCGACGGGGGUGCGCGUGGUGAUUCUGGAUAUCCAGGAGCCGUCUUUUACCUUGCCGCGCAACGUCACCUUCUAUAAAGCGGAUAUUACAUCCUCGGAAAGCAUCCGCGCCGUGGCGGAGAAGAUCCGGGCUAAACAUGGAGACCCCACGGUCCUAAUCAACAAUGCUGGAGUUGGCCACGAUGGCACCAUCCUGGACGAACCGGAGGCCAAAAUCCGGCAGACGUUCGAGGUCAACACGAUCUCGCAUUUCUUGAUGGUGCGCGAGUUCCUGCCCAGCAUGGUACGACAGAACCACGGCCACGUGGUGACCAUCGCCAGCAUGGCCAGUUUCGUGGCCCUGGGCGAGAUGGUCGACUACUGCUGCUCCAAGGCCAGCGCCUUGGCCUUCCACGAGGGACUGGCCCAGGAGCUGCGCUACUGGUACGGUGCGCCCAAGGUGCGCACCAGUGUUGUGCAUCCACUGUGGGUGCGCACGCCGAUGAUCAAGCAGUUGACCGACGCCGGCAAUCAGUUCAAGCAGCCGAUUCUGACGCCCGAGAUGGUGUCCGAGGCCGUGGUGCGACAGAUCGUGACGCAGCGCAGUGGCCAGGUUAUCCUGCCGAAACAUCACGCUCCCAUCAGUCUGGUGCGCGCGUUUCCUUCGUGGUUGCAGGAGACGGCGAGGGGGUUUGGAUCGAAGAGUUUGAAGCGAUUGCGAGAGUGGCAGGUAUCUCAGGAAGCUCAGUAG
Aspergillus tanneri is the source of this 1005-nucleotide messenger RNA. RefSeq names its product SDR family oxidoreductase. The coding region runs from base 1 to 1005 and encodes 334 amino acids. The transcript is spliced from 2 exons. Gene Ontology annotation, molecular function: oxidoreductase activity, acting on the CH-OH group of donors, NAD or NADP as acceptor. NCBI's taxonomy places the organism in Eukaryota, Fungi, Ascomycota, Eurotiomycetes, Eurotiales, Aspergillaceae. The record is from RefSeq and is a predicted model, not a curated record.